AUGCACGUUGAUUGCACGUCGAUAGCCAACCUUCCGAUGGGAGAUUCCAUUUCCGACGACAAAGAUCGAAAAUUUGUCACGCUUCCACUCGUGUGCUUGGGAAUGUUCAAAGGAGGAAUGAAGUGUGCCUUCUUAUUGGUAACAGACUUUACCAGCCAGACUAGCAGCACAGUUUUCAACAAUCUCCUUCCACUGCUGGUUCCUCUAGACUAUGAGCUUGGCGGUCGCAAACUCGACAGAGCCAAGGUGUUCUCCAUAAGCAUAGGUGGACCAUACAUUCAGCGAUGCUGGACAGAGCUCGGCAAAUUCACUCCCAACAUGCAGAACUACAACACUCUCUCUGCUGAUUCAUGUAACUUUUCCAAGGAGGGAGUGGUGGCUCUUGUCAAUUUCCGUGUGCAGCCUCAUUAUACGGAGAAGACAAGCAUAGAAGGAUUCUACUCACGAAUGAUCGUGUGUAAUCGUGAAAUGCUCAGCAGGCCAAGCCUUCCGAAGUUUGACAAGGCGGUAUUUCUGGACUUCAUGGCUCGAUAUGUUGAGUACUUCAAUAUUGAGCUUUACGAUACAUUACUACGCACGUUUCCCGUUGAGAAAUACGUUCUGAGGACAUCAUUGGUGAGAAGAGACGCUGAAUUGCGACAGAGCUAUCAGAGAGAUGCAGAAAGGGCAAGAUUAUUGCAGGAAAAUAAGAGGCCAAUACUGGAUCACAGACCAGACGGAUUUCAACAAAUCAAGACAGAUAUAAUUACACAGGGUCCACCAGCCAAGGCCCGAAGACUAAUGGGUGCACAAGUUAUGUUCCAGCAGCAUUUCACGCAAACGCAGCAGGAGCCAGAAAGUCAAGAAACUGAUGCAUUUGAUGACGCGAGGACACAUUUUGAAGGUGGAGAACACGGAAGGCUGGAGAAUCACAGCCAGAACGAACGAGGAAAUAGAAGUAGAAGUGGAACAAAUGGAAGGGGAAAUGGAAGUGAAAGUCGUGACAAAAGUCCAGAAUACAGCAGCGGGUACUCUCAGAGCCAGAAGAUCCUCGUACAGCACAAUGGAACACUGCAAGACUGGAACAAGUUUUCAGUCAACAAAGUUGAUUUUGCUACUUUGGCAAGGGUGGCUUGUCACAGCCUCAGUGUUGGCACCAGUUUCACGACCAGAUGCCAAGUACAUGAUAUACGGCCAGAUGCUCGGCAAUUAUUCAUAAAGCCAUUCCGGAGAACAUUGAAGAUCGCCCCUAUUGUCAUUUAUUUGACACAAGGCAGUGACUUAGUAAAGGUGGAGCUACAUACCGAGGAAGAAAAAUGCAAGCUUCUAGGAAUUGAUGAGACUGAGGAGGCAAUUGACAAGAUCGAGGACCUUUGCACAACGUUAGAGCAAUUACCAGGUACAGAAAUUGAAAUUCGUCUUGAAAAACGAAUCAUGACAUUGGACUUUGGCUACGAGAGAUCGUACUGGAGCACAAGUACGAGUUUGGAGAGGAUGAAAAGAGGGUAA
Molecule: messenger RNA, 1488 nt
Organism: Sungouiella intermedia
Lineage: Eukaryota; Fungi; Ascomycota; Pichiomycetes; Serinales; Metschnikowiaceae
Source: the annotation of a GenBank genome assembly